This is a messenger RNA of Cucurbita maxima (winter squash), 1521 nucleotides long. RefSeq names its product probable protein phosphatase 2C 59. Gene Ontology annotation, cellular component: cytosol; nucleus. Gene Ontology annotation, molecular function: cation binding; protein serine/threonine phosphatase activity. The record is from RefSeq and is a predicted model, not a curated record. The transcript has 9 exons. Gene Ontology annotation, biological process: protein dephosphorylation. Lineage: Eukaryota; Viridiplantae; Streptophyta; Magnoliopsida; Cucurbitales; Cucurbitaceae. The coding region runs from base 307 to 1188 and encodes 293 amino acids.
AAACCCAAAAAAUGCAACAGAAUCCUCCCCUGUUUUCCCCAUUCUCCGUCGACUCGUCGUUUCUCCUUUAAACGCUCCUUGAGCUCUCUCUUCUUUUCCUUUUUCUUUUUGCUUCCAUUUCUCUUUCCCCUUCUAUUCUUCUACCUCCUUCCUUUACCAGAUUUGAGUUCAUGUUCGGUGGCUCCACUGUCAUGUGAGGAGCGGCUUAUUCCUUUCGCAUCUGUGACCAUAGCUUCAAGAUAUUUCUUGUUCUUUUCCAUUUUGAUCGAAGAGAUUGGAGCUGGGCAUCUUGAGAGCCUACACAAUAUGGGCUAUCUGAAUCCAGUCUUGUCUUGUUCGAGCCAGAUUCAUGCUGCUGAGGAGGCUCCUGUAAGCGGCGGGGGACUAAGUCAGAAUGGAAAAUUCAGCUACGGAUAUGCUAGCUCUCCGGGGAAGAGAUCUUCGAUGGAAGAUUUUUAUGAGACACGUAUAGAUGGCGUGGAUGGAGAGAUAGUUGGUCUAUUUGGUGUUUUUGACGGUCAUGGGGGAGCACGAGCUGCAGAGUAUGUGAAGCACAAUCUUUUUAGUAAUUUAAUCAGCCAUCCAAAGUUCAUAUCGGAUACCAAAUCUGCCAUAGCUGAUGCCUACAACCACACAGACACAGAAUUUCUGAAGUCUGAAAAUAAUCAAAACAGAGAUGCUGGAUCAACCGCUUCCACUGCCAUUCUAGUUGGUGAUCGCUUACUUGUUGCAAAUGUGGGUGAUUCUAGAGCUGUUAUUUGCCGGGGUGGAACUGCCAUUGCUGUCUCUCGAGAUCAUAAGCCUGACCAAACUGAUGAGCGACGACGAAUUGAGGAUGCAGGAGGAUUUGUGAUGUGGGCUGGAACUUGGAGAGUUGGAGGUGUUCUUGCUGUUUCACGUGCAUUUGGUGAUAGGUUGUUGAAGCAAUAUGUUGUUGCUGACCCUGAAAUUCAGGAGGAAAAGAUCGAUAGCUCGCUCGAGUUUCUUAUACUUGCCAGUGAUGGACUAUGGGAUGUCGUCACUAACGAGGAAGCUGUUGCUAUGACCAAACUAAUUCCGGACCCAGAGGAGUCAGCUAAGAGGUUGAUGCAAGAAGCAUAUCAAAGAGGUAGUGCUGAUAACAUUACGUGCGUCGUAGUCCGUUUCUUGGCAAAUCAGGGAAGCCCCUCUCUUGCAACUUCUGGGUAAGAACAUCUAUCCUAGCUUCGCCUUCUGGUUCUGACUCGUCUGUCCGAAAGUCUCGACUGAACUGCAGUAGUGUUUGGUGGUUCGUAGUCGUUGGGAAUUCCAGUAACAUUGUUGAUUGUACUUAUAAAAAAAACAAAGGAUGACAUAACGAGAAGUUAUGAGGUUGGUUUUGUGCAGUACGUGCUGCCUACAUAGUCCUAGCUUGCUGCGUGGAGGUGGUAGAAAUGUUCAUUGGUUAAAUUGUAAAGAGUCUUAAUGAAAGUGUUAAUUGUCUGUGUUGUGUUCAGCCCUUUUUAAGGUAAUUUCCAUUUUCCCUUUUUGGUUAGGUGUGAA